Molecule: messenger RNA, 3618 nt
Organism: Paramuricea clavata
Lineage: Eukaryota; Metazoa; Cnidaria; Anthozoa; Malacalcyonacea; Plexauridae
Source: the annotation of a GenBank genome assembly
AUGAUUUAUGACUUUUUUGACAUUUCAGCUAUUUACUAUCUGGAUGUCACAAUUGUGAACCGUUACGGAAAACGUGUCCAGAUUAUCACUACCCUUCCUGAUCCAGCACAUACGCGAUUUGAAAUUCAUGUUGGUGAAAGUCAUCGAAUCACUUCAACACUUUCUACACAUCAAGACAUAGUUAUCACAGCAUUUGAUGUAGCAACGUAUAAGCCAAUCACGAUAGAUGGAAAGAUCGCAGUUUUUGUAUUGCCAAGUGUUACACCAGUCACUCAUGUCUACCAUAUUCCUUCAGGUGAGUUAUAUAACUACAGUAUGGAGAACACUUGAAAAACCAUUGUUUAUACCAUUUCUUUUUCUCCCCAUGAGUAGCUCGCAUAAUAGUAAUAAUAUACAGUAUACAGUAUAUAGAAUCCAUAUUAUUGAGUGAAACCUUAGUCGGAUGGUUGACAUUUUGAGAAUCAUUGCAAAUUAUGUGAAAUGCCACAAACUAUAUCAAAAUUCAAUAUUCAGAUUGUAUACAAUACGUACACUACUGGUUGAUACAGUGCAGAUCUUAUGGUUUAAGUAUCGCGUCAGCAGUUCUCACUUGAAGUGAUAACUGUAUUCAAUUAAAUUUCACGUUUCUGGUUUCAAACAAGAACCCCUCUCGCUAUUUAUCACGCUUCACUUGACUUGUGUCCAGGGUUCGUGACUUACAAGCAGCUGCCAUGCAUCCUUUGAUAAUAUGUAAGCACCGACAGUGGUAUAUUAUCGUCAUAUCUAGUUGUCUCGUUACAGCAGCCCCUCCAGUUGGUAUCACAACAACCCAACGUCCAGUUAUUCCUGCUACUACACCAGGUCCAACUGAUGCUCCUGUGUCAACACAAGCUCCAACUGAUGCUGCUCUAUCAACAAAAGCUACAACUGAUCUUGCUGAAUCAACACAAGCUCCAACUGAUGCUGCUGAAUCAACACAAGCUCCAACUGAUGCUGCUGAAUCAACAAAAGCUCCAACUGAUGUUGCUGAAUCAACACAAGCUCCAACUGAUGCAGCUGAAUCAACACAAGCUCCAACUGAUUCAGCUGAAUCAACACAAGGUCCAACUGAUGUUGCUGAAUCAACACAAGGUCCAUCCGAUGCUGCUGAAUCAACACAAGCUCCAACUGAUGCUGCUGAAUCAACAAAAGCUCCAACUGAUGCUGCUGUAUCGACAGAAGGUCCAACUGAUGCUGUUGUCUCGACAGAAGGUCCAACUGAUGGUGUGUCAACAAAAGCUCCAACUGAUGCUGUUGUCUCAACUGAAGGUCCAACUGAUGGUGUAUCAACAGAAGCUCCAACUGAUGCUCCUGUGUCAACAAAAGGUCCAACUGAUGCUACUGUAUCGACAGAAGGUCCAACUGAUGCUGUUGUCUCAACAGAAACUCCAACUGAUGCUGCUGUGUCAACAAAAGGUCCAACUGAUGAUGCUGCUGUAUCAACAAAAGCUCCAACUGAUGAUCCUGCUGUGUCAACAAAAGGUCCAACUGAUGCUGCUAUAUCGACGGAAGGUCCAACUGAUGCUGUUGUCUCAACAGAAGCUCCAACUGAUGCUGCUGUGUCAACAAAAGCUCCAACUGAUGAUGCUGCUGUAUCAACAGAAGCUCUAACUGAUGCUGUUGUGUCAACAAAAGGUCCAACUGAUGCUGUUGUCUCCACAGAAGCUUCCACUGAUGCUGCUGUAUCGACAGAAGGUCCAACUGAUGCUGUUGUCUCAACAGAAGGUCCAACUGAUGGUGUGUCAACGAAAGCUCCAACUGAUGCUGCUGUAUCGACAGAAGGUCCAACUGAUGCUAUUGUCUCAACAGAAGGUCCAACCGAUGAUAUAUCAACAGAAGCUCUAACUGAUGCUGCUAUGUCAACAAAAGCUCCAACUGAUGCUGCUGUAUCAACAGAAGCUCCAACUGAUGCUGCUGUGUCAACAAAAGGUCCAACUGAUGAUGGGUUGACACAAGCUCCAACUGAUGCUGUAACAACAAAAUCGCCGUCAGUUCACACUGGAACUGGUAAGAUUGUUAUGGCUUUACUGUACUUAAUUGCGUUUCAUUUAGAUUUGUGCUUAGACACUGCUCAUCGGGGAAGCCAAAAUAGAAAAUGGUUCUUAAUCUACUAUAUAAUCUACACCGUCAGGAGGAGGUCUAUAGCCUGAGUGUUGAAGCGAGUAUUGGAUUUUGCUUGCUUUAUAUCAAUAAAAAUUUAGAAAAGUGCAUUUCAUUGGAUGGCAUAGAACUUUACCCCAACAAUGAGCUUGACAUCUUUGUUGCUCUUUGUUAAACAUUAAAAUAAGGGACCCAGAAAAAAACAAUGAGAAUUCAAAGAAAGACGGCGCGGGGUUUACACCCAGAAAUACUGUAUCUAUGUUCUUUCAGGAUCGGCCACGUUAGGAUUGUCUCUUACUUGCUUUCUUAAUUUCAGGGCCUGUUGUCGGAACUGAUGUCGGUGCUGGCGAAGCAUCAACAGUGCCUACUCAAGGUUAGCCCGUUUAGUUGAAUAUGGGAGAAUGCUUUUGUAAUUUAAAUGCUUGGGCCGAAACCAUUAUGAUCUACUGGCUGCUAUAUCAUAUGACGAACACCAUUUUAUGUGGGGGUUUUUUUCAUCGUUUUAUAGAAGCAACUGAUGUUGUGUCAACAGAAGCUCGAACUGCUCCUAGGUCAACAGAAGCUCCAACUGAUGCCGCUGUAUCGUCACAAGCCCCAACUGAUGCUGCUGAAUCAACACAAGCUCCAACUGAUGCUGCUGUAUCAACACAAGCUCCAACUGAUGCUGGUGAAUCAACACAAGCUCCAACUGAUCCUGCUGAAUCAACAGAUGGUCCAACUGAUGCUGCUGUUUCAACAAAAGCUCCAACUGAUGUUGCUGUGUCAACAAAAGCUCCAACUGAUGCUACUGUAUCGACAGAAGGUCCAACUGAUGCUGUUGUCUCAACAGAAGGUCCAACUGAUGGUGUUUCAACAAAAACGCCGACUGAUGCUGCUGUAUCCACAGAAGGUCCAACUGAUGGUGUUGUCUCAACAGAAGUUCCAACUGAUGGUGUGUCAACACAAGCUCCAACUGAUGUUGCUGUGUCAACAAAAGCUCCAACUGAUGCUACUGUAUCGACAGAAGGUCCAACUGAUGCUAUUGUCCCAACAGAAGGUCCAACUGAUGGUGUGUCAACAAAAGCGCCAACUGAUGCUGCUGUAUCCACAGAAGGUCCAACUGAUGGUGUUGUCUCAACAGAAGUUCCAACUGAUGGUGUGUCAACACAAGCUCCAACUGAUGCUGCUGAAUCUACACAACGUCCAACUGAUGUUGCUGAAUCAACACAAGCUCCAACUGAUGCUGCUCUAUAUUACGUCAACGUAAAAAUUGUGAACAACUAUGGUUAUAAUGUUGAUGUACGCAGUAACACAGGUGUCAUUCAGGAUGUUAUGGUGCUUGCUGGUACCGUGCGUGAAAUUGAGGAGACAACGAACUUCGCCGAAUAUUUCGUUAUACGCAUUUAUGAUAGCCGUGAUGGAAUUCCAAUUCUGAUUGAUGGUGAAAGCUAUGUAAGAGUUACUCCCAAGUCCUCACCACAGUAUCAGUACAAUAUUGUGGUUGAACCUGGUAAGUUAUGA